Molecule: messenger RNA, 852 nt
Organism: Microplitis demolitor
Lineage: Eukaryota; Metazoa; Arthropoda; Insecta; Hymenoptera; Braconidae
Product: corepressor interacting with RBPJ 1-like
Exons: 2
Coding region: 1-852 (283 amino acids)
Source: RefSeq, a predicted model, not a curated record
AUGAGAGACGAGUGCGGCAGAAUCGGAGUCUGCGAGCCAAUAAGAAUCGAGUACAGGAGAAUCGGGACAUGCGACCCAAUCAGAGACGUCGUCGGGACCUGCGAUCCAAUGAGAGGGCUAAAAAAGGAAUCAAAAAGAGAGGGUACAAAUGAAUGGAGAGUGGGGAUUCCGGCUAUAAAAAGAGCAACGCACAAGGACCGUGAUCAGUACGCAGUCAAUCUUCAAGAAGUUAUCAAAUCACUUCAACAGCAGCAGAACGAGAUGAUUGAGUCCAGCGGUCCGGAGCGAAAGAAAUUUCGAAAGGAGAAGGAUGGUUCGGAGUUACCAUCAUCAACAUUAUCGUCCUCCUCCUCCACCUCAGCGUCAUCGUCAUCCGGGACAGUGUCUACUUCAUCAUCGAUAAGGAAGGCGACCAAACUAGACGAACUGACACCGCCAACAAAACGUUCGCCGAGAAAGUUACAACCCAAGGUAGAAAUAAUGAUUAAGGCUGAGACACCAUCAGCUGUGAUCCCGCACAAACCAGUGCAGCCACAAGACAAGAAACGGAAGGAACUGGAGAAAAGGGAGCUGAAGACAGUUGAAGAGAAGCCACCCAGAGAAAGAAAAAAUGAAAAAGAAGUCUUGACACAUGCAAAGAGGGAUACUAGAAAAGAAUCAGCAAAUUCAUCGUCGCCAGUCACGAAUACAGUACAGGCAGCCAAGACGCCCAGUGAAGGCGCAGAGGAGAAGAAGCCAUCUACCAGAAGGGACAAAAUCAGAGAUCGCAGAGACAGCCGGGAACAUGAGCGGUACAAAGAAAGGCGACAUCAGGGGUAUCAUUCGAGAGAUUUAAUGGCCAAUCCGCAAUAA